Messenger RNA from Lymnaea stagnalis (great pond snail), 32138 nucleotides. The record is from the annotation of a GenBank genome assembly. Lineage: Eukaryota; Metazoa; Mollusca; Gastropoda; Lymnaeidae.
GUAAUGAGGCUGAAAGAUGGCGGACCAUAGUGUCAGUAAAAUUAAUCGUUAGCAAUUAUCAGCUCCCAUUAUCAGUUGUGGUAUUGGAAAAGAGACAUGCAUGUACAUUCUGAUAGGCGCUGCAUCGAUUGCAUCUGAUUAGAACAACCACCCCAAAUACGAUAAGGAUGGCACAGCGGAUAAUUGCGCUCAUCUUAUGUUAUGUUUUUAUCUUAUUUGGUGAGUACAAGUGAAAUUUAAGUCUUUAAACUUUAAAGGCAAGAGCGAGUACAGUUCAUUAAGUCAGCUUACUCACAUUCAAACUCAAAGUCAGUCACUCAUUAUAAAUGUUAGAGCAGUUCUUUCAAAGUAUAGAGUUACAGAGGCUAUGAAUUGUAUUUAACUAAACAUUUGCUGAUUAAUAUUAAAAUUUAAAACUGGGUACAGACCGUUAAUUUUAAUUAAUUAAUUGACUGAUACUGAUGUGGUUAGUGUUGGCCUUGGUGGUAAUCCCGUAUUCCGUAUGCCUUAUUUUAGGGCAAUUUAUUAUUUCUACAGAAAUAAAAUACAAAAAUAAUUUUACCUCAAGGAACUUCAUUAAAACACAGUAAAAGUGCAGUUCAGGUGUGUAUAGGCCUGGUGUCUGUAUGUCAAGUAUGAGUGUUCCCACCAUAGGCUAUUAUUUCUUAAGGCAUUUUUGACAUUUCAUAUUAAUGAUAUUUUUUCAUGUAAACUUAUUUGUAUUCUUUAUUUAUUAAAUAAAGGCAGUUAUAGUUAACUAAUACUGAAUUACACAGAGCUUUUUUUUAUUUUUAUUUGAUUUCUAAAGCGUCUUUAAACAUCCUCCAACCAAAGUCUAAUACUGAAUUAUACAGCGCUUUUUUAUUUUUAUGUGAUUUCUAAAGCGUCUUUAAACAUCCUCCAACCAAAGUUACACAGCCCCAUAUGUUUUGUAUUUUUUGUUCACCUUCUGACCAGAUUUUGAAAAUCACCUAUAAGUUAAUAUGCUAAAAGAAAUUUUCAAACUGUUCACAAAAAAAAAAUGAAAUACUGGAUUUUUCAUUACACAUGAUUGCCCCCCCCCCCCCCCCCCCNUGAAGGCUGGGAGGGGGGGGGUAGAUAAGCAGAGGAUUACCGGACUAAGGCAGUGGACACACGUCACCUUUGUCCUGGAGUUGAGCUGAAAAGGGGUUUGGGGGGGGGGGCGGUUCCACGAAUUUGUGCCAAUGUGUGGUCACAUGUCCACUUUAAAAAAAAAAUAUUUGUGAUGUUGCAGAAAUGGGGGAAAUCGGAUGAUAGCAUGGGUUCAUUUAUUGAUAGUCAUCUCAUACUGAUUCCUGCAAAUACGUUGUCCGUGAUUGGUCAGUUCUAAUAUGAGCUCCCCUUUUUCCGUAUGCAAAUGUGCUUAUGUUGACGGAUUUGCACUGAGUAAAAUGAGGGUGAGGGCUAUUGAUUUUAUAUAAUAAUAUGGACUCGUUUUGCGGUAUUGCUGGUGGUGGGAUCACUUUGUUCAAAAUGUCAGGACGACCAAGAAGCAAUAAUUCAAAUUGUUGAUCCAACGGAAAUUUUAAAUGAUGCAGCAUUAGAUUUAUACGGGCACUUUGUGAGGCAACAAAUAACGUUAAUACAACUAUGGAAUUUCUCGCAAGGCGCUCCCCUUAGAAGGACGAAAUGGAAUGUGGCUUGUAAACUGGCUCUGUAUGUCAAGUAUGAGUGUUCCCUUUAACUCUAGUUAUAUUUGAUAGUAAAGUUAUAAAAUAAAUACAAGAUACAUCCAAAUUGGGCAACUUUUAUAACGUAUCUUUAAAGACAGAAGAGUUAUCCUUGAUUUACCACAUUGGCUCCAUAUAAGACAAAAGAUCCAUAAUAGUGUACUUUUUUAAUCUCAUAAAAUUUGUUAAAAUAUUGUAUUUCAACAAAAAGAUGGCAUUUUACUUUAAAAAACACUUUUAUAAAAAAUUCACAUAAUUUUACAUGCGAAAAUAUGAAAUUCGACCAGAAAUAAUAUACACACCUGAACUGCACUUUUAUCUAAAACACUUCAGUGGCUACUAUAACAUGUAUUUAUUGUUUUCCAAUGAGUUUAUCUGUAUUUUCGGUGGUUUUAAAGUGAAAUUUUAAAUAAAACAAGUAUUGACAAAGUCAGUUAAUCACUGAGGUUGUUUUGGUCUAUAGCCGAUGUGUGGGCAGAUUUUUUGCCAGUCUCAGAUCAAAAACAAUAAACAUACGGUUAAAAUAAAUUAAAAGUAAUAGAUAAUUAAUUAAGAUUCAGAGGCGUUUGCUUACAGUGGUGACAUACAAUAAGUAAAUGUAUUAACUUAUGGUUUAAUCUCACCCCUCCCCCACCACCACCCACUACUCAUACUCAAAUACAUUUUUGUAUUAAGAACAAGGUAGAUACUGCGAUAAAGCAAGGGAGACUACUUCAAAAUUGGAAAUGGGCGUCGCCGCAGUAAAAUCCGACUUUUUAAUGUGUCAAUUCAUUAAUAAAUUCGUCCUUUUGACAUACAAUUGUGUUCUGCUUCCGCCUUUUCACUUUGGAAGACAUCUUGGCCUACAUUUCCAUCCAGCUAUUUUGUUUUUUCAAUUGGCUUUUAUUUUGAAAAUCUUUGGUAUAUAUAAGGUAUCUUCGCAUACAAAAUUUUUGGUGAAAUAAUAAGUUAAGAUCCUUUUUUUAAUUAAAUCUGAAGAAGCAUUAGAUAUUGAUCUAUAUCUGUGCCAAUUCUCAUUGACUUAGGUCGUGUCGGACGUUUGUAACCCUUGUCCCCGUGACCCAUAUCACCACAAGGUCGCUCAGCCUAAUUUCGACAUGGCGUGGGCCACGCCCACUUUUUAAUGGCGGAAGUUGCCGAUACUUAGGAAAUAUUUAAUUAUUACCACUAUAUACAUCAAAAUAUUUGAUAACUUGUGUUUCAGAAUGCAUUUUGAAGACAUUUAAGGUGUAAUGUUUUAAUUUGAACUUUAAAAACCCUGUAGAGUCCAUAUUAUAAAUGAUCGGAAUUUUCCGUGUGCAUCACGUUGUCAUAGGCAACCAUUCAAAGCCACUUGCAUAAUGGCUAUAUCGUAUUACUAUCUCAGAGUUUUAUUCAUAAGAGUUUGCCGUGUGCAAAAACUAUUAAACCAUUGGUCAGGGAAAGCUUUAAUUAAUUAUUAAUGUGCCAAAGUUGAAAGUUUAAAAUAAGUCGACCUUAAACAGUAUUUUAAUGAUAAGGGGAUGCAUUGCCUUAUAUAAACUAUGUAGUCAUUGCGCAUUACGCGAUCAGCGGAAUGAGGUCACAAGAUGUGGAGGUUUCGUCCAUAGUAAAAAAUACCAAACGAACUCACACUUUAAAAAUUCGUAGCUAAAAAAAGCACUUAAGCUAAAAAGUUGAUUCUGGUUUCAUUUUUUUAUUUGAAAUUGGCUCUAAAUAACUGUAAUAUCAAAAAUUAUUAUUUUGAAUUAUUGAAUUUUUUUCACUAAAGUACCUAAACAAGUUAAGUUUUGAUUUUUUUAACUUAAUUAAAGUUUAUAAAAAUAUAUAAUAUAUAUCCAGUGCAUCUUCUCUUUUCUAAUGAAUGGAUUUCCAACAUUGUAUAUUAAUCAACAAUAUUUUGGUUUUAAUAUACUGAGACUGAUUGCAUUGCCUCCCUCCCACUCGGCGUGUUGGGAAUGUACGGAUGGUCUCUUGAAAGGGGGGGGGGGGUUAGAAACCCCUUUUCAUUUGUUUUUUCAAUGUGGUGGGGGGGGGUAAAAAAAAAAAAAAAGGUGGGGGGGGGGGGGGUGCCCAAAUGACAUCCCUUGUAGGAUUAGAAAUUUAUUUCCGACCAAUGCAGAGAGCAUUUCCCACCACUGAUAAGUGAACGUAUAGAGCACAGGUGCACGUGAGCAAAUAGCCAAUUUAACCUACAGAUAAAUUUGUUUAACCACUUCGCUUCCGAUGACUGCGACGCGACGUCACGAUCACCCACUUUCAAUUACCGGUACCAAGGACGUCACAUUGUCGUCAUAACAAAGAAGCAAAGAACUUUUCUGAAAUACCAAGGAUGUUACGUUGACAUCAUGUUUCAAUACUAUCUAUUUCUUUAUUAGUUAAUCUAUAGAAAAGUUAAAAAGCAAAUCCGAUAGAGGUUGAAAAUAAUCGAAAAUUUCUACCAAAGUUUUUUUAUUGCUGAGUUAGCAAAAAUCGAUGCCCAAAAACCAGCGGUAAUGAAAGGGUCAGGGCCAAGUGCCAUGGCGAAUUUCAAAAUCACGUCGUCCUGUUUUGGGGGUACACACACAGUUGGCACUGUGCAUACCGGUUACUGGAGAACAUCUUUUAACUCAUCAUACGUUUAAAUACUUUUUCCAGCAUGAGAAAUAGGGCACCAACCUUGACCCCCGAAUAAUAAUAAUAAUAGUAAAGCUCAUUUCAAAAACACGCUUCAUCGCUAAUUAAGGCUCAAAGAGCUGUACAAAGUCAACCAUAUAUGACAAUUUAUAUGUUUUCCACAAAUAAAAUAAAAAAUGCAACAAUACAAAUCUACAUUGAGUUAUAUGAACAAGUUGGAAACAAGGCGGUAGACUACAUCACCCCAGCAGGUGAGUGCGAAAAAAAUGUGUUUUCAACUUACUUUUGAAAGACGGCAGUGUCUGGCUGUUUCUGAGAGCAACAGGAAGGGCAUUCCAGAUUCUUGGGCAAGCGAAAGUGUGCCUUCUGUAGGUCUCAAGGCGUACUCGCGGUAUCCAGAGUUUGCCACUAUUGGAUGAACAGAGUGAUUUUGUGGGUACUUAAGGCGUCAUGAGCGCUUUGAGAUAGGAUGACGCCAGGUCAUACAAGUAGCGGUAGCACAGAGUUGCAAUUUUUUACUCCAUGCGAGCGCGGGCCGGCAGCCAAUGCAGAUCUCUUAGAAGUGUUUUAGCAUGGUGAAAUUUACGUUUGAGCAGAACAAUCAGACCCGCAUUAUUCUGUGCUUUUUGAAGUUUAUCUAGGACCGUAGCCGGAAGACCCACCAUGAGAGCAUUGCAGUAGUCCAUGCGCGAUAACACGAAUGCGGACAUCAGCCUCUUUGAUUCCUAAAACGUUAAGAAAGGUCAGGUAUGACUAAUUCUGCGCAGCUCUAGAAAAAUCGCCUUGCAAAGCAUGUUAAUGUGAUUUUCCUUAGUUAGUGUUCUAUCUAAGUAGACACCCAGGUUUCGCACUGUUUGAGCAAACUCAAUCUGCACACCUGAGAGAGUAAGGGAUAGUGUGUUAUUUACAGAUUUUUGCAUCUGAGCGGUAGCAAUGGGGAUUAGCUCGGUCUUUUCAUUAUUCAAUUUGAGCUUGUUUAUGGUCAUCCAGUGCUUAACUGACUCCACUGUCUUCUGUGUCAUACUAAGAAGCUGAGGGAACUGAGAGGGGAUCACGGACUGGUGAAGUUGGGUAUCAUCCACGAACAUAUGAUAUAGCAUGUCACACUGCUUGAUCACUGCACCCAGGGGCUGAACGUACAUAGUGAAAAGCACCAGGCCUAGGACCGAGCCCUGGGGUACUCCAAACUCGAUAAUAGAUUGCUUCGAGGUCAAGCCGUUUGCGAUAACUGAUUGGACCCGAUACGAGCUGAUUCAUCUCAGGACAGCAUCUGUGAAAUCAAGCAUUAUUUUGCAGAUUUUGGAGAAGUAUGCCUUGGUCAAGCGUAUUGAACACUGCCAAUAAAUCAAGUAACAGCAAAAGGGAUACCUGGCCCUCAUCAAAUGACGACAGAUGAGCUUGCAACAGGGCUGUCUCAGGAGAGUGACAAGAUGCCUAACACAGAUGUCUUGGAACGCGCAAAAAUGUUUAGCACAUUCUCCACUCUUAGCAAGAGGCGCUUUCGCUGGUUAGGCAAUGUAAGGAGAAUGGAGGAAGGCCAUAUCCCAAAGAUGCUGCUAUAUGGAGAGUUGGCAGAAGGGACAGACUUAUUGGAUGGCCAGGCCUGAGAUUUAUGGAUGUUUGCAAAAGGAGCAUAAAGGAAGCCAACAUUGAAAACAACGAAUGGAGAUCAUUGCCAAAAAACGUUCCAGCUGGCAAACAGCAGAGUAUGAAGGAGUCAAAAAGGCGAAACAAAGCCCUUACAACAAAAAUAACAAUAAAGAAGGCCAAAUCUAACCAUGAAUCAAUAUUCUCCUGGGAGAAAUGCAGUCGAGAUUGCCAUUCCAGGAUUGGCCUAGUGAGCCACUCGUUGAAGUGUACAUAGCUACUCCAUUGUCUCAAAAAGACGGAAUGAUGCCAUAUACAUAUAAUUUUCCAACACAUUUGGGUCACUAUUUUCUUUUUUUAGCAGUGGAGUUACAACCGCCACUUUUAAAAAGGAUAGAACAAUACCAGUUUUCAAAGACUGAUUUAUGAUACUAGCUAUUAUAGUGACUAUUUCAUCCAACAGCCCAGCCGGAAGAGGGUCGAGCAAACAUCACUUUCUUGGGGUGUCAAUCAGUAUUUUUUUCACAUCCGAUUCAGUGACCUCCACAAAUUCAUUCAUAGGAGAGCCGUUAUUCGGGAGCAUCGGUGCAAAUGUCAAGUGCCGCCCUGAUCUUCAUACUUUCAAAAUAAAGAACUUUCAAAAAGAACUCAUUUAGAGCAUCUGGUAGCUGGCCUACAGCAAUGUUAUAGGGCAACAAUGUGUCCUUCUGUUUACCGGUCAGCUGACCCACAAUAUGAAAUAAGUCCCUACUUGAGCUGCAAUCUACAAUCUGGUGACUGACAUGUUCAGUCCUAGCUGCAAGGACCAACUUUUAAGUGCAUUCCUUGUGAUCAACAAAGAUUCGUCGGUGCACAGUCAUUGGCGUUCUGCACGUCGCUGCUUCUGCUUUGCAACCUUUAUUUCAGGCGUGAGCCAUGGGGCAGAAGAGUUGCAUGUUUUUCUAAGAGGACUAAACUGUUGUUGUCUGUCGCAGGGUCUUCUUCACUGCACCUGAGGGCGGCGACAUCAUGUAUGAAGGCUGCUAGAUCUUUCUUUAGGAGAUGAUGGGAUGUGACAAAGCUCCCUGGCUUCCUCAAGUCAAAGUUAAAGUUUACUGGGAAAUGAUGAGAGAUCAGUUUGUCCUCAAUAAUGAAGUUGCGAAUCAUAGCUGCACAGUCCUCUCUGACGAUAAGCAAAGUCCCGUUAGUGACCGCCCGAAAAUUCGGUAAAGUCCCAACUCGUUCGAAUUUGUGUCAGCCUGCCAUUGGGGGCACUCCAGUGCUGCCCAUAGUCAACGGAGUCGACUCCUAAGCAUGCCGAACCGGUUUCCAUCUCAUAGGGUGGGUCUGUCUCAUAGGGUGGGUCUAAAAUGCAAAAAAAAAAAAUUAUUAUUUUUCGGUGGGCUCCUUAGUUGUUGGUGAGUUCAGUUGUCUAUACAGGUAUUCACUUUCUGCGUAAUAACUUGUCCGUUGGUUCACUUGUCCUGUGUUCGAAUGUCUUAUGGUGAGUUGUCGUGGUUCCUUUUUCCGGAUACACACCAUCAAGGUUAUUCAGCGUUAACGAUCAGAUAUCUGCCAAAACCAUAAACCGAUACAAGCUGAAGUCCACGUCUUCCUAAACAGAAACAUGGCAAGGCCGUGGCGUGGAGACCACAUUGCUGCCGCUAUGCCUUGCUCUUAUCCAUUACGUAAAGUAUUAAAGAAUGAAUUCGGGGAAACAGCGCCCGGUCAAAUGAUGGUUUUGCUUUAUUAGUAAUCUGUUCUGGUGUUCACUUCGCUAUUGCCAUUUAUUUAUUUCCCCACUUUUCACCCUUUAUAAAUCAAUAUCUAUGAAUUUACUACAAAAUCGUCACAAAUAAAAAAAGAGGACCAUUUUAUUUUAAAAUUUAACAUUUUCCCACAUAACCCCACCACACACACUAAAAUCGAGGCGCGUGAAGUCUGUAAUAAUGGAUGCAGGACAAGGCAUAAGAAAAGUGACGCCCUGGGCGAAGACUGCAACUACAGCCCCUAGUGUAUAGAAAAUGCACCCAUUGAUGUUGACGCCCAAUGAUAUUGACGCCUGUAUCAUUGGGCCCUUUACAUGGCCCUGCAUGGAUGGCCCUACAGAUAUCCAAGAUGUCUAGAGCAUGAUAUACUUAAAUAUUUAAACUUGUCUAAACCCACCACUGGUUUAGAAAGAAAUAUCGGACGCCUAGACAUUAUAAAUAAAGUAAUAAAAUAAAUACAACUUUUUAUUUUAAUCUAGAUAAAUCCAAUAGGGCAACUUUUAUAACGUAUCUUUGAAGAAAGAAGAGUUCUACUUGAUUUACCACAAUGGCACCGUGUAAGACAAAAGAUUCAUGAAAAUGUACUUUAUUUGAUCUCGUAGAAUUUGUUAAAUUGUUGUUGUAUUCCAACAAAAAGAUGGUAUUUUACUUUUAAAAAUACUUUUAAUGAAAUUCCUUGAGGUAAAAAUGAAUUUUUAAAUGUAUUUUCAAGAAAUAAUAAUUUGCGUUUAAAUAAGGGAUUACCGUUAGUGUUUUAAAAAUGGAAGUGGCAAUUCCGAUCCGGGUAUCAGAGGUGAGAGGUUGGGAUUAAAAUAUAUUUAAAAAUAUUAUUGUUGGGUUUGUAAGACAAAUUUUGAUAUCAAAUGAAAGAUAAUUGAAUGGACUAUAUGUUUGUAAACUUACUUCUUCAAUUUAACUAAAAUAAACUACCACAAAUGACAUCUGAAUAGUAUUUAGUCUAAAGUGAAUAGUCCGAAUAGCUGCUAUCUAUAGACUAAAUGUCUAAAUAAUAUUUUUUAAUAAACCCAUCCUCUCACUUCUGAAUCCCAGAUCCGAAUAGCCGCAGCCAUAAAAAUAUGGCCAAUUCAGACUAUUCGCGCCAUGAUGUCAUUUACGUUUUUAUUUAAGAUUUUGUUGGAUUCACUCCCCUUUGUUUAUUUUGGAGAAUUAUUUUCUAUCUAUUAGUUUUAAUAUGCUGAAGGAAUGUAUUAAAAUAUUGUUGUUUUUGUUGUUGUUUUUUUUUCAUAUAGAUCUAAAUGGCAAUUUAAAAAUUCAUUAUUUUUUUUUAUAAACAUAAAAGUUUUAAUUUAUUUGUUGCAAAAUGUACAUUUAUUCAUUGGCAAUGGAAGAAGUGGCGUCGAAGGCAUAUUUAAAAAUUCAUGUGUUGCAACAAAAGUUCAUGUGCAUAAUUAAUGGAUAUUAAAGUAAGAUAAAAGUUAAAUUUUAUAAUAAUAAAUUGUCAUUUUGCUUCUAUAAAAGUGUCAUUUUAAGCAUUUGAAAAUAAAAAAAAUCAUGGCAAUGUUAAUGAAAAAUAGAGACAUUAUUUUUUUGUAUGGGGUACAGGCUUUAACAUUAUGAGGUUAUAGAAAAGGAGUGAUGAAAAUAACAUUAUGUCAUUUUAUAGUGUGCUGCUCCGGUUCCCAUAGAAUUUGGAAAAUGGGUUUUAUAUUGUAUUACCACAGUGUGUAACCAGCCGCACACGUCUUUUAGUUGAGGGUUAGGUUUAGGCAUACAGACCUGUUUACCCUCAAACUCUUAAAAUCGUACAAUAUCAUCACAAAAUCGUUCAAUACACUAUCUUAAUAGUAAAACAAUAAACAUGUAUACACCUCAAAAUCGUACAUUGUACGCCAAAAUCGUAAGAGUAAACGGGUCUGGGCAUAUAUUUAGGGAUAUAUUUAGGGUUUGGUUUAGGGAUAGAUUUAGGGUUUUGGUAAGGGUUAGGGUUAGGUUUAGGGGUAAAUUGGUCCAAAUAUAUUCACCACAAUUAUCUAUCGGCUGAUUUGAUUCCAUUAAAUUUGUAUGUUUGUUUUUUUCUAAUUUUUAACUCUUUUAUUUGUAAUUUGUUGAAUUUUUCGCUUCGUCCAAAAAAUGUUCAAAUUUUCUUUUAUUUUACAUUUUUAUGAAUCAUACUUUUAAAAAAAUACUAAUCGUUUGAUUUUUUUCCCCCAUAAAUAAAAAAUUUUCUCCUAAAAUUUCUUAUUUCCCUUUCUUUCGGUUAGUUGUUGAAAUAACAAGAUUUCUUCCUAUCAUCUCCCCUUUUUAGCAGAAUUGGGUUUGUACUUUUUUUUUUUUUAACACGGCCGCCAUCUUGGUUGCCAUUUGACCUUGCACUGGUCAUGGUAACCAAGAUGGUGGCCAUGGGGGGAAAAAACAUGGCGCUUAUAGUCUGAAUUUACCAAAAAUAUAGUUAUUGUUUAUAGUACUAUUCUAAAAUAUGCACUCAAUAAGUCACUCUAUAGGGCCCUAGGCCAAUUGUGCCUGUAUUUUUAUAGUAGGUACCCAGACCUAUCCUGUAUAGUGCUUAAAAUUAAUCUCCCCCUUGAACUUACCUAGCCAAGCCUAUGCCUAUUUAUAUAUUAUAUACCCCCGGUAUCUAAAAGUCAUUUAAUUAAUUGACUAUGGCAUUGAUGACACUGACAAAUUAUAAUCUCCAACUCACACAUACUUGGGUGUCACUCUCUUUAUGUCUGCGCUUGUCCUUGUGUCGUAAAGUUUCCAAGUCUUAUUUACUAGAACCAAAUUUUAAGUGUAGCAUAACUGUUAAAAGUAUCUCUAGUACUUUUAAUGGAGCAAGAAAAUGUCUAAUUAUUGUAUUUGUGACUAAAAUUUAUUAUUUUGUUUGUUAAAGUACCUUAAAGCUAGCCCUAUGCCUAUAUAAUAUAAUAAUAUUAUAAGUAUAUAUGUAUAUGGCAUCAUUCCGUCUUUGCGAGACAAUGGAGUAGCUAUGUACACUUCAACGAGUGGCUCACUAGGCCAAUCCUGGAAUGGCAAUCUCAACUGCAUUUCUCGCAGGAGAAUAUUGAUUCAUGGUUAGAUUUGGCCUUCCAUAUUGUUAUUUUUGUUGUAAGGGCUUUGUUUCGCCUUUUUGACUCCUUCAUACUCUGCUGUUUGCCAGCUGGAACGUUUUUUGGCAAUGAUCUCCAUUCGUUGUUUUCAAUGUUGGCUUCCUUUAUGCUCCUUUUGCAAACAUCCAUAAAUCUCAGGCCUGGCCAUCCAAUAAGUCUGUCCCUUCUGCCAACUCUCCAUAUAGCAGCAUCUUUGGGAUAUGGCCUUCCUCCAUUCUCCUUACAUUGCCUAACCAGCGAAAGCGCCUCUUGCUAAGAGUGGAGAAUGUGCUAAACAUUUUUGCGCGUUCCAAGACCUCUGUGUUAGGUAUCUUGUCCUGUCAUCGAAUGCAUAAAAUGUGACCAGAUAUCUUUGAUGCAAGCUGUUGAGUGUUCGCUCAUGAUUGGUAUAUAUGGUCCACACGUCACUGCCCUAUAGGAGCGUACUAAGCACACAUGCCUGUUAGACCCUUAGUUUUGUUUUAGCAGUUAGAUUGCGAUUAUUAUACACUAUGUAUAAUGUUUUUAUUGGCAGAAGUGUUUAGUUGAACUCAUACUGUGUACAUGUUCAAUUUUUGGUACAGCUAGUCGGCUCUCUUGAAGGCAGGCAAUGUCAAUGUUUAGCCUGGCGAGUUCCUUGUCAAUUACGGCAGUCUUCCUUGCGAUGUCAAUCUGUUGAAGGUCGGUUUAAAAUCCAGGACACAUGGUUCUUACAUUCCAUUUUGCGAAACGAAGUGGUUGAGUCUUCCUUUUAUUUUCUUUCUUUGCCUUACAAAAAAACUCUGCUCCUUGUGAAGUGAUGUCACCAGUGCAGCUACUUAGCCUGGGCGAUGUUUUAUGGAGUCCAGCUGUUGCCCAGUGCAGCAGAUCCCUGCUCUCCACGCAGCCAGUGGACUUUGGGACUAUAUCUCCAGAUUUUACAGUUUGGUUUUACUCCCGUAUUCUUUCCCUAGCUUCCCGCAUUGAUUUGGUAUAUUUAUAUCACUUUCCUGUUUUUUUUAACAAUUUCGUACAUUUGCGUGUAAGCUAUCUUUUUGCUAACCAGAAGCUCAUUAUAAGUAUAAGGUAAAAAAUUAAGUAAAUACUAAGACUAAGUGAACUAAUCAUAAGGCAAUGUCAUUGUUUCAGAGGUAGAAAAAUUUCUAUUCACUGUUCACGUAUACUGUAGUCAUAGUUUAUUACAAAACAAAGAUUCAUGAAUAAGAGAAAUAGGUAUGCACUGUAAUAUAUGUAGGACCAUGAUAAAUAGGUAAUGUUUAAAAACAGAUUAGCCUCAAAAGAACUUGUUUUUAAAACAAUGUUUUAGAAUAAUUAUAAAUUCUCAAAUGAUAAAUUGUUUAGCUGAGUAAGCCAGUUUUCAAUGUGUUAUGUAGCACAAUUUCCUGUGCGUGAAUUUUCCUCGACCUCGUAGUACACUCCUAGCAGACAGUAAUGUCUGUUGUGGGCGUGGUUUAAUCUCUUUGAUGUAUCUUGUUUACAAUCGGCUUCCAAUUACGCAUUGGGUAGAAUGUCUCCUGGUAUCUUCUCGAAUGUACUCCAAGAUAUGUAAACAACACGUCAUAGGUCCUUCUGGAAGCGUCUUACGCUACAUGUAUAUAAAGGAUUUACAGAUACGAAGGGACAGAGAUUCAGAUAGAUUUUAUUAACUUUACGAGGCGUGUUUUAUUCUUUGUGUAUUUGUGUGCUCAUAUGUGUUUAUUUCGCAUUAUUUAUUGGCACAUUAUUCUAACUGUGUUAACUGUGUACCGGUACAAGAUCUACCAUACUGUAAGUUGAAGAUUGUAAUUAUAUUUUCUUUUCUUUUGUAAUUAUCUUAAGACAUAAUAAAUCUUAUUAAUUGUAACUAGAAACUGUUUUGGGUCAUAUCUUUAAUAUUGUUGAUUCAAUGGUAUCGUCCUUUGUUAGGCACUGUUUGCAACGAGCCAAUUAAAAUUAAAAUAGGAGAUUACUCUCUCCCAAUACAAGUCAGUGCGUAACAAAUGUUUAAAUUAUUUCCAUUUAAUGAUAUAUCAGUAAUCAAUAACUUUGUAAAUAAAUGUUAAUUUACAAAAUAGCUGUACGGGAAUAAUAAAAACAUAAUAUUGUAAUUUAAAAAAUAUAUAAAUGCACUAAAAAUUUAUGCUAGUUAAUAACUCACUGUUACGAUGGUUAUUGAAAGCAGUGGCGUAGCUAGGGGGUGCGGACCGCACCGGGUGUCACCCUCUCACUGGGUGACACCCAAUUGAAAAAUUGCAUAUUUACAGAGCACAAACUGCUCGGUCCAACUGAUUUUCAUAAAAGGAUAACCGAUCACACAGAAAUUUUCCACACAGUAACCAAUCUUAAUGUGUGCUUUAUUAAAAGUUAUAUGUUGAUGCGUCAGAAAUGAGGCGACCCUAUAAUUAGGUCAGAAAAACGACGUUUAAAAAUGACUUUACCGAUUUAUAAGGUUAAUCAGUGACGUAGCUAGGGUGGUGCGGGGGUGCGGACCACAAUGGGUGACUCCAUCCCAUGAGGUGACACCAAAUUGAAAAAUUGCAUAUUUACAGAGCACACACCGCUCGGUCUAACGGAAUUUCAUAAAAGGAUAACUAAUGACUCGUAAAUUUUCCACACGUGUAACUAAUCCCAAUGAUGCGUCAGAAACACCCUUUUAACAAUUAUUCAACGCCGAUUGAAUUGUUCGGUAACUUUCAUAAAGGACAGGAAGCAAUAUUUAUCUAAAUUCUGAGAAAUAAAGCUUUCCACUGAAACCAAAUAUGCUAUGGUCGAACGAUUCUAAGCUAAUGAAGAGAAUUUGUAAAAAUUAAUAACAUUAAAAAUGAAUUUUUACCCAUUUUUAGGGUCAACUAAAUAAUAUUUUACAAAAUUUUCUAAUAACUUUUAAUAAUUUAUUUAAAUUUGUUUAAAUUUUUAAAAGAUGUUUUUGAAAGCAAAUCUAUUGAAACACAGAAAUACUCAAAAAUAAAUGUUUUCGCUGAUUUGUCACUAGCACCACUUCUUAACAUUAGACCACUGUUGUCUUUUACACACUGUCUGUGAUUUUACGUUUAUCUGCUACCUUUACCUAUGGGAUGAUCUACUUGAAGAAGUUAAUCUCACACAGAAGUAUCUGCAGACUGAAGGCUUUAAUCUGGACAAAAUGAUGACCAACCUAGAGGCCUUAAGAUUUUUUCUGCACGAGAAGCGCUUUCAGUUUGUGGAACAUGAAAAGUGUACCAGUACUUUUAAAAUCAGACCUAUAUGACAUUUCGGUAGAGAGAACACAAAGGUUAAAGAAGAGAAUGAAAGGAGAAAAAUUAAUAGAUGCUGGACUCUCUAUGCGAGAUGGAAAGAGAAGAGAAUGCGUGUGGGCAUUGCUCGCUUUCAUUCUGAACUCAGAUCAGUGAUAUGUUUGGGGCUGUUCAACUCAAAGAGUCUACUAUCAACAAGUGAAGUAGAGUUCUGAUUGUGAUAGACUAUGUUGCUGCAACCAAAUACUGGCAUAUAUGCAACGGUUGUUUUUGGUGUCCGUUCCAAAAUUAACCUCUUUCUAUGAUGAGUUAUCAGAAUAUGAACUUCUAAACGAAAUACUAGGCUUAGAAGACACUAAAGGCAGCUGAUAUCAAAUUCCAAAAUAAACUUAAUGUAAAAAUAACUUAAUGUUUUGACUUCUUCUUCUACAUUUUGAGGGCCUUUGAUCAAUCUAUUGAUCAUUCUGGCUCCUAUAAAUUUUUUAAUACAAUUCUUAAAUACAUUUAUCUCCUGACCUUUAAUUAAUUUGCUUUUCGUCCUUGUCAUUGUUAUACUGUGGACUUAUUUCAACUAUAACAAAUCCAGCUUUGAAGUUGAUUUAUCUCCUUACCUUUAAUUAAUUUUCUUUUCGUCCUUGUCAUUGUUAUACUGUGGACUUAUUUCAACUAUAACAAAUCCAGCUUUGAAGUUGGGGGGGGGGGUAGACACCGACCCUAGCUACGCCACUGAUUGAAAGAGUUAUUAAAAGUGUAUUCAUCCUUAACCUAACCUUAACAACUUUUUACAAAGGUUUUAGGAUUUCAGUUUCAGUGUUAACGAGGAAUUCUGAAAGUUGUUAUGGCAAACAGUAAGGUAUUAUUAUUGUUUGGUCCGCUAGAAGAUUAAAAAUAUUUUAUCCUUUCUUCUAAAGUUUUAAAGGUAAAUAUUUCAAUUAAUUUUUUUAAAUUAAUUUUUUUUUUCCGUUCAUAAUUUCCUUACAAUUAAUUCCGUUUAAAAAAAAAUAAUAUUUGUAUCAAUGAAUAUUAUAGACACAUUUGCAUGUAAGCCUUGUAUUGCAAAAAUUAUAUUGACCUGUAACAUUUUGAAUGUCUUAGAUUGCUCUCAAUGUAUCAACAUUGACUUUGAUGACAGCAAUGACGGGUUCUUUUUGAAGUCUCCCUAUCAUCACAAGUUUAAACCUGCUGAACCCAACAUUGUAAAGGAAUCCCUCAUUCUAACUCAUCCUGCUGAAGUGUACAAGCUUAGAGCCAGUUAUGGCCCCUUUGAAAUGUAUCAAGUAUGUUUAUCACCCUUUACACUCUGUAUAGUAAUUAGGCAGUGCUUAAAAUCAAACUGAAACUUAAACAUUUUUCUGCAAGACCAGAAUUAUUAUACAGCUUUUUUUUUAAAUGUAAUUUUUAAUAUUUUAAAUCUUGUCUUGAAUAUUAUUAAUUUCAUUAGAUUUCAAUCAUUUUUAAAAAAAUGUUUAUUAUACAGGUUGUACCCAAUGAAAUUCUCGGAAGCAUACUAAAGAAUGGAGACUUGUUUGACAAGUUUGAAUCUGAUAUGCACAGGCAUGUUAUGCACAACAUGGAUGUGAGUGCACACCUGGUUUCACAGACAAUUAAACUUUCGAAUCCUGUCGUGCAGGUGCUGGUACACGCACAGACCCUGGCAAGAAGGCUGAAGCAGGAAAUUAUUUACUCUUACUAUGGUGUCAGUCAGAGGUGGUGUGCACAGAUCUUCUUGUCCAGGGGAGCUGAACAGCACACAUCUGUUUGUUUACUGGAGGGGGACACCAAUGCAUGUGUUGCCAGCAUGGUUAUUCCAGAGCACUGGUGGGACACUUCCAACUCCAGUUUUGCUGGCCAGGACAUCAAAGUGUUUUAUGAUUUGUCCAGAGUAGAACUGAGCCAGGAAUGUGCAAGUGUCUCAAACACAAUAGUCCCCGCCCGUGCUGAAGCUCAGGCAGACACUCUGGAAAAAAAGUUAAUCUCCAUCAUCCAUCUCCAGCUUGAAGAGUUUAAAUAUGAUGACCACAAGGACAAGGAUCUUAUUUUCAGGAUUCCACAGACAGAGCUUCAGCCUAAUGCUAGGUUUGAAGUCCCAGUGUAUUUGGAUAAAAAUUCAGCUCUAAAAGAAUUUGUGAUACAGUGAGUUGUGAUCAAUAACAUGUGUACCAGUAAACUAAUCGUUGUUACUCUCUUUAUACCAAUUAUACCGUAGAUAUUUAUGAAAUAUAAUCAUUUGUUUAAAGAGACCAACCGAAAGUGAUUUUCUGAUUUUGGCAGAAACCGAAACUAAGCCAAAAUUUAAAAAUGACUUCCGACAGAAACCGAAAUUAAACCGAAAGUUUUUUAACUAGUGGGGGGGGAUCCAAUGCAAAAUAGACCAUUAAGUGCCUUUCUUUUAUAAUAUAAUUACAUUCUAGAACAUAUACCUAUAAUAAUUAUUGUGGCUCUAUUAAAGCCAAUUGUCACCUAAAUAUCAGUUAUUAAGGCUAUAGAAAUAUCACGACAAUGUUUCACAGUUUUGGUCAUACUAAUGCUUUAUAGCUGGCAAGAUAUCCCUGUAUUAAUAUUUAGCCUAGUACACAACACAUGAGUCUUACCGUGCUGGUGAUGAGAUGUCUACGCUGUUUUGGGCUGUGUGUCUACACUGCGUGCUGUGUUUGUCUACGCUGUGCGCUAUGUAUGCUUUGUCUAGUCUGUCUGCUACGUCUGUCUACGCCUGUGUGCUGAGGGGUGGUGGGGAUUAUUAUUUUUUUUUUAACCCUGUCUCUUAAAAUAGUCUAGUUCUUCUGACGGAUCUCAACGGUGAAUCGCAUGACAUCUAAAUUGAUUGCCUAAAUCAUAAAAGUAAACAGGUCUGCAGUAGGCCUACGACAUAAUUAUAAUACAAGCCAGUGAUACAUGCACACACUUGUUAUUUCGUCAAUAACAAUGUUUAUGAGCAUGAUAAAUUAUGAAUUUCAAGAAAUAUAUGAAUUGAAAAAGCCUAGGUGUCCUUAAUUUAAAAAAAAAAAAAAAAAUUAAUUGGAGAAAUAUUACCAUUCACUAGGAUUAUGCAACAUUAUUCACCUUUGCCUAUUACAAAAUUGAUGAGCAUGAUAAUGAUAAAUCGGAAUGUAUAUCACAAGUGAAGGAAUUGAAUAAACCUAGGGUUCCAAUUUUUAUUUUUGAAAAAAUUAAAACAAAAAUAAUGAUAUGAAGUUUUUACCAUUCCACUAGUUUUUCUUCCACCAAACUGUUUACUCUUGCCUAGGCCUAAUCAAAAUUUAAUUUUUUGGAAAUAAAGGACAAGUAGAUGCAGCUGUGAGCAGUUUUCGCAGAGUAUUAGUCUUAUAACAAAAGAUGACAGCAAGACGUCGGAUUGCCAGCCUAGAGACAGACAGACAGUCUCACCUCUGGUAGAUAACCGAAAACCCCAGUCCAUCUGGCCGAAAGUCCCAAUCACUUAAGUCCGAAAUUAAACCAAAAGUUAACAUUUCAGUUUCGGCCGAAAACGAAAUUAGGCCGAAAGUGAUCAAAUGGCCACUUUCGGCGCUGAAACCGAAGCCAAACAUCGGUCGGCCUCUAGUUUAAAGUCUCUCAAAAGUAAUAUUUUCUGUAAGUCCAACAUGCAAAAUUUUUUAAAGGCAUUUCAGUGAUACCUCAAGUAUUUGAGUAAGAAUUAUUCAUGACCAGCAAAUCUUUUUAUUUCAGGAUAAAGAUCAGAGGUCAUGUGCUUAUUGAAGGGGCUGUGCCAGCCAAGGACAGUUCAUGGAAUGUGGUGUUUGACUCUAACGACAAAGAUGGAACAGCAACUGUCACAGUGUUUCAAAAGCCAGACAUCAAAUUCACUAAAAGCUACAAGUAUAGUUGUUGUGGUUUAUAAUGAUCACCAAAAUAUUUUAAUUCUCUUCCAGGGGAUUUUGUAGGAUUGCAUAUACAUUUACAAUGUUCCUUUUUUUACAUUUUAAAACCAGAAGAAAAAAUACUUUAGUGGGUUCAUGACAAUCACAUUGAUACUUUUUUUGUUUUAUGAGAAAAUGUUUGUAUUUGAAAGGGAUAAUAGUUAAAUGCAAUCUUAUAAAUAGUACAAUUUUAUUUAUGUCUUCUUGUUGUUUUUUUUCAGAAUGGAUGAAGUUAUGAGAUGGCAGUUCCGUGUUUUAUCCAGUGCCAGUUUUCCAUCCAGUGUCAGGAUUGUUUGGAAUGUUGACUAUGAGAAAAAUGGCCUCUCCAGGAAUGCCUUUUUUAAUCCAGAAGGCAGUCGAAUCACUGCCAAAUUUAAUGUUGUCAGUGGCAAAACAGACAAUGUUGUGAUUGUUUUGAAAGUAAUAUUUCUGCCAAAAUAGUUUGUAUGGUCUAAAAAAUCAUUUAUUUAAAAUCUAUAUCUAUUUGAAUUUUCUUUUUUUUAAAACUGUCCAUGACAAGAUAUUGCAAAUUAAAUUGUUUUUAUUUCCAUAAUUAGGAAAGAAGUUUGCUAAAUACUGCCAUCCUCACUGGUGUCCCUGUGACAUAUGACAUGCUGGUCUAUUCAGUGUCUCACAACAACACAUUGAAAGAUGUCACCAAGGAUUCUAACUGUAGAUCAACAGACCCUGAAGCUCUUCAGGUAAUUAGGAGCAUUUAGUUUAGAUUGUUGUAGACCAAACUCAUGAAAAACACCAAUGAGAAUCAAUCUUUGUUAUUUUUAAUGACAUUUGACAGUGCCCGCAAGGUAAUCAAAACAGAUCUACUUACAACUAACAGUGACUUAAUUAAAUAAUAUAUCAAAUAACAGCAUUGCGGCCAACAAAGUCUUAUUCCCAUUCUCUUAAACUUAUUCAAAGCCCCUAUCAAUAAUUGGGUUUUAGAGCAUGAUGUGGAGAUUCUAAGCUAUCAUUUGACUUUAUUGGGCAUUAUGUUAAUUGUUACAAGUUUACUUAGCGUAUGAUUCAGUGAAUUAAAGAGUAAAACCAUUGUCAAAUCUUAUCAAUUUGCUGUCAUGAAUUGUGUGACCAAACUGAUGAAACAUACUGCAAUUGAUUCAGGUGUCCAACUCUUGUGACCUUAUAUUUCUGGAUGGUAGUGAGACUCGAGGAGACAAAAAUGUGACAAUUUUGGUCCGGACAGCUGAUCAUGUAGCACAACUUGGUGUGCGUGUGUGGGUCCCAGAGCCUCGACUAGAUAUUCAACUUUCUGAUUCAAAACUCAGCCAAAUUAGAGGAUGGAAAGCACAUGGUUCGCAACCAGUGUAUGAUACAUUUAAUUUUUUUAUAGUUCAUUUACUGUUUUAUGUUAAAAUUACAUAUGAAGAGUUGAUUUUCAAAAUGCUGUAUCUCCAUUUUUGGCGUUUUGAGAUAUUCAACUUUUUUAGACUUGCUACACAAUGAUGGCUCAAAUUUUCAGAAAAGUAAGCGUUAAUUUAGGGAUAUAUUCAAAAUAUAAGUUAGAUUAUGAUGAAGGUAAUCUACCACUUGAGCGUCAUCCAAGAAAAAAUCCAGCUGUUCCGGUUGGAAGGGCUAUUUAAACAAUUAUUUUUAUACUAUUUUUAAUGACUUUGGUUGUAUGUAUUCAUUCCCAUAAUAAUAGUACUAAUACAAAUACACAAGAACAUUUUUUUAAAAUAGAAAAACUAUUUUAAAAAAUUGAAAUAGAAGAAUUUAAACAAUUUAAUGUUUGAAAAUGGAAUUAUGCUUAGUCCUCCCCCAAGGCGACAAUGAAGUUUUAAAAAAUAUAAGCUCCACGAAAUCGGUUGUGGUACAUGAAUUCACGUAAAUAUGAAGGGGAAAGAUCACAGUUUGUGCCAAACUUUUUUUCAGUUUACGCUUUUUGAGCAUCCACGUUUUCCACAUUCUGUGUGUGGACAUCCGCGUUAUCUGGAUAAAAAAAAAUAAUUUUGUUAAUGCACCAUCUUAGAUGCUGAAUAAGGGGUCUGACAAAUUCAGCAGUAGUGUGGACAGCCACCAUUCUUCUUCAUUUCGUAUCUGAUCUGUAUCAAACAUUUCGGACAUCGGCACUUUUGUAGUCUCUUUUUCUUCCUGGCAUAUCGGUAGCUGGCAGUAAUAAUUAUUUAAAUGUAUUAGUAUUGUGCUCUAUAACUUUAUAGCCUAUACGGAAGCAAAAAUAUUAACAGACUCCAAUGUAAGAAUAGUUGUUUAAAUAGCCCUUCCAAAUGGAACAGCUGGGUUUUUUUUUUGGCCGACUCUCAAGUGGUAGAUUACCAUGAUGAAAAUUGAAAUGUAGUUUAAUUAAAAUUUAUUUAUUUACCAGGUUCAAUUUCUUAUUUUGUUUCAAAAUGCUGUGUAUCCAACUAUAAAUUAGCGACAAAACGCUGUAUAUCCAUUUUGAUAGCUUAACAUUAUUCCCAGUAGAAAAUAAUUUAGUUUGUUUGUAGAUUACAAACCACUUACAUAAUAAAAUAAAAUUGUAUCAUACACAUUAUAUAAUUGUGUAUGAUUGUUUUUUAUUGAUAUAUUUUAACAGAACAGUAUUAUAAAUGCUGGAAAGUCCCCUGUAAUAAUGUAAUUUUUAGAGUGUCUGCAUGAUUUGUUUUUAUAAAUCUGAAUUCUAAACAAAAGUAAACAAGAUUAUGUUCAAUUCACAAAUCAUUUUAUUUGAAUUUAGAACAAUAAAAUAGAACAUUUUUUAAACACUUCUGAUGUGUAGUAACAAUCAGAUUUAUCAUGCUAAUGUAAAAUGAACUUUAGUGGUUAUUUAAUAAAGUUACCGGUAACUCACCUUGCAGAACCCUUUAUCAUGAUUACACGUAACGGAGGGUAUCUUUCCUCCGCUUGUAUGACGAAAUGAUUUUUCUUUUCUUCGUGUUGGGCUUUUUUUUCUUCUUCUUAUUUUCAAGAUUUUAUAGUACAAAAAACACUUUCAUCCAGGCCGUCGUUAACCACCAUUUUUGUUGUUGUUUCGCUUCGUGAUGUUUAGUGCGCAUGCGCAGAAUGCCACAGAAUCGGCUUGUCAAUCUCACGGAUUGGUCCGAAAAUAUAUACAGCAUUUUGAUAAUUAAACAAAAAAUUCACAUCACGUUUUGAUAAUAAAAUCAUUUUUAGACAUAGAAUAAUAUGGGAUUAAAAUGUGUUUUGUAGAUAAACUUUAACGUGUCCUAAAGGAACCUGGUUUGCUCUACAAGACUGUACAGUUAUCUCAUUUUUUUCAAAAAUGGCGGAUACCGCAUUAUGAAAAUCGACUCUUCAUAUGUAGCAUUGAUAUGUCAUUUUUGUGGUUCACUCCUGUUGUUCACUUUUUCUUCAAACACCUAUUUUCAUUUUUUAAAAAGGGCUAACAAGGGUUUCUUAAAAUCUAUCAGCAAUUUUUUAAAUAAAGAUGUGUGAGGAUGGCAGGAACAAGUGUAAAAUUCCUUAGCUAAAAAAAUAGUAUGAAACAAUUGAGUUCAUAUUCGUUCUGCUAUUAUAUGACAGGUCAAAGAGGAGUGUGGAUCUUGGCCUGUUGACUCAUUCCAAUGUCAUCAUAGGUGGCAACAAGGAGCAGCAAGCAUCACAGACUUGCAGAAACAAAUAUCAGCAAUCACUAGUGGACGUGUUUGCACGUUUUACCAUCAGCACCCCAGGGGAGUCCACCAUUUAUUAUCGGAAUAAAAAAACAUUUGUAAGGGUGACCAAGCUAGUUAUGGACAGGCUUAAGGUGGCCAAUCCCAAUAUUGCCAAGAUUGUUGGAAACACAGUGCAGGGAGUGUCUCCAGGAAUCACAGAAGUUCAAGUAAUUUCUCUAAUAGCUUUUGCAUGAAACACAUUUAAAGACAAUGCAGUCUUUAACAUUAUUGUUAUAUAACUCAGUGCUUUCAAAGGAGCCUUAUUUGUCUUUGUAUUAAAAUUUUUGCUUUAAAAAGUAUUAAAAUUUCUUAUCAUAUUUGAAACCCUCGAACUGAGUCGGCCAAAGAAAUUGGCCGAUAUUCUCGUUCUGUGCUGUGGCAGCCGAAAAAAUGGGCUGAUUAAAAACACGGUACGAUAGCAACUUCCAAUCCAACAUUUAACCGUAAUCAUACCCACUUCCUUUUAUUAAUAAUUAAAUCAUCUUCCGGGUCAAGCUGUUUCUUGAUAACUUAACAUUGAGUACUUUAUAAUCAGAGUUUUAUAUCGCUGUUUUUUUUUUAAAGCUAAAAUGGUUGAAGCUAUGGCUGGGCCUUCAGUGCAAGAACUAAUGUACUAAUAUAAAUAUUUUUGAAAGGAGAGGAUUUAAGUGAUACUAAAGAUGAUCAACUGAUUAUUCUCAGACCUGCCAACCCUUUCGAUUUUGUCGGAAUUAUACAGAUUUUUUACCCCUCAUGCCGACCUUCCGACAAACCCCUUAAAAUUCUGAAUUUUCAAACUUAAUAAUUUUUUACUCGUCAUAAAUAUCCGAAAGCAACCCCAAAAUGUGUUUUUUUAAAUAUCGGGUACGACAGGAAAUGUUGCAUUUGUUUUUACAAAGUGACUACAAGUCCGGCGACUGAAUGAAUAAGUGAUUAAGUUCUCCAGAUAUUCGCCCGGCCACUAUAUAUUUACCUAAUUCACAUGACCAGCGUAACAAAGUUGCACAAGAUAUUUGUCCGUCAGCCUUGUCAUGUGACCGCUAAUUGUCAAUCAGAAUUUACGGUACUUCAUUUCAACAAAUUCAAGAUAGUCUGGACAUUGACAUGAAAAAGAAAUAUGUUCAAUUCUACACAAAAAAAAAAUACCAGAACCAUUGCUGGUAUAUAUAAUGGACAAUUGGUUAAAAAGUGACAAUGUUUUUUUAUAAAGCUUGAAAUGCUCGCCAGAUAAAUAUCUCCCGCACUAUAAGUCCGGUCACCUGACAUAUAGACACUGCCUUGUUUUUAUCGAAGCAAACCGCGAUCUCUAUAUUAUUCUUCAAUCAAUAAUUGAUCUGAUCAUGAUUUAUCCUUAUACUAGGCUUAAAAAUAAUUCAGACUUUUUUUUUUGUUAAAGCUUUUCUUAAUUAAAUGGUUAAAUCUUUUGAAAGCGGUCGAUGUAAUGGUAUUAAUAAACAUAUUUUAACCCAAAAAAACAACAUACAACUGCAGCUAAAAGUAAAAGUAAUCUAUGUCUAAUUAAAAGUUUCUUUGCUAAGGAAUCGGGCGAUUCAGUUAUCAGAUAGAACAGGUUUAUUUACCACCUUUUUAUUUAAGGAAAUAUUUCUCUAGCCAACUCUGAUCGUUUUAAUGCCAGAGUCAAAGAAAUGUUUCCAAACUAGAAGAUUGUGAAGAAAAAUUACAAUGAAACAAGGGCAAGCAUGAAAGUUGAUACUUUUUCUAACUUGCUUGUAACUAAAAUCAAUUGUAAUGCUAACCUUCAGUUGUCCAAAGAGCUGUUGGACAAGUGCCAAAAGGCCACUAGGGAUAUGGUCAUGUUGGAAAACUGAACUCUUAGCAGCCUGUGUACCUAUGUAAAUAAAUGGAUCUUCUGCCCUGUACUGUAUAUACAAAUUUCCAGUAAUGUUUUUCUCAUGUUCUCUGGACUCUUCAAAGACAAUGGAGGUAACUUUAUAUUUAUUUAUUUACUAUAAAAAGGCCUGUGCAUUAGUUUAUAGAUCUUAAAACAACGCCGCCCCCUGGGGUCAGCAGCCCCCUUCCCCCCUGCAUGCAAACACAACACCACCACACCCCCCCCCCCCCCGAUUUUUUUUCUUAGCAGGUUGGUAGGUCUGUAUUCUUCUUGUGAAGUUAUACUAGUCUUAGUGAUACUGAAGUAGGCCUACUGAGUGCUUUUGUUUAUAGACCUUAAAACAACCCCCCCCCCCGGGGCCCGCCCCCCCCCUCCCCCCCCCCUGCAAACACACCCCCCCCCCCCCCCCCCCCCCCCCCCCGAUUUUUUUUCUUAGCAGGUUGGUAGGUCUGUAUUCUUCUUGUGAAGUUAUACUAGUCUUAGUGAUACUGAAGUAGGCCUACUGUUAAACUUUGAUCCAGGCCCGGAGGUUGGGCAAGGACUGACUGAAAUUUAGUCACAGAAGCUACAGAUUAUAGAUCAGAACUAAUAAAUUUUAUAGUUAAACAACCCAAAUCAGUUCAACGGUUCCUUUUUAAAUGUUUACUAUUCAAUAAUAACUAUUUUUCUUGAGAUUUUGUUUUAGCUGUGGUCCCAGUUUCUUAUAUAAAUGACAUAAAAUUACUCCUCUAAAAAUAUAUACUUAUUGGGGUCUUGCAUCAAUAUUUCUAUUUUAUUUAAUGCAAUUUCAAAAGGCACUCAAAAAGGUUUGAAAAGCUCCCACACUACAGAAUGGUGCAUGCCACAGUUCGAGGGUAAAUAAUUCUUGUUGGCAUAAUCAUUGUGCAGUAUUGUCAUUUUCAACAUGGGAUUCUGACUAUAGUUUAGUUUUACCUCAGCCACUUGUGUAACUGGGUGCUUAUUCUUUUUAUGGCAUUGGAUGCAAAAUCUUAUUAUGGCAUUGGAUACAAAAUAUACUUAUAGCAUUACGAUAACGACUUGAGAGGUUCAUAUGAAGUUUAACUUUGUAAACCUAGGUAAUAUCUCCCACUGGCAAGCUCCUAGGGUCCAAGGAAGUCAGAGUAGGAAAAGACAAAGUAGGAAUUGAACGUCUCAUGGUAAGAGUCAUCAGUGGCAUGGGAAUACACAUAUCUGAGGACAAAAACUUGCCUGGUGCUCUACUGGCAACAGUGUUUCUCAGAGACCAGCUUGUAGCCAAAAAACAGGUUAGCGUUUAUAACAAAUUAUUUUAAAUGCCUUGUGAAUGGGGAAGCAGUCUAUAUUAAUCUUAUUUUAAACAGAAUUAACUAUCUCUCUUAAAUAUUUACCAUAGACACUUAAAAUCAAAACUACCCUGUCUGGAUUAACAUUUUCAGUUUUUUUCACAGAAAAGCCUAACUAAAGUUGUUUGAUUUUUUUUUUUUCUACAGGAAGCAGUACUUGAUAUAGCUGUGGAGUUCAAGGAUGGCUCAAUGUUGCCAUUGAUGAGUAUCACGCCUGACGAAUAUGAACUUGAGGUUACAUCCAUGAACCAUGAUGUUGUUGAAGUUGUAGUGUCUUCUACCACAGCACCCACACUUCCUCCCAGUAUCAAGGCCAUUGGCAAUGGUAAAGGUGAAAUUAUCAGGGUUAUCCUCAGAGAAAGUGAAACUUGCUCCAAACGGACUGCUCGGAACUUGGACACUGAAUAUGUGCAUGUCCAGGUAUGAUGCAUUUCUACUUUAAUUCUAUGUCCAGUCAUUUCUAGCUCUAAGUGACAUUUUUUUGGUAAGCUUUUCUUGAUGAAAAUGAUGUUGUGAUAGUCUCAAUAUUUUUUUUUCUAUUUUAAAAUGUGAAUAAUACAGAAUAUAUUAGUAUAUUUUAAAAAUGUAACAAUUAAAAUCAGAUUCAUAUAAUUUCCAAGAGGUUUUCAUGGAUUUAUUUGAGGUUAAUUUUAUCAUGUACUUAUUUCAGGUUGAUUUUGCCAAAGACAUGGACUUCUACAAUCUGGUACAAAGUGAUGGCUUUUAUUUUAACCGUGCCAAUGAACGCAGACCAGUUAAAAAUGAACAUGAACAACACUACAACAACAAGGAAGAAUACUUCAAGCACCAGCAGCAACUGGCCAACAAACAACAGCAAGAGAUGGAAGAAGAGGCUGAGUUAGCCAAAUCAGGUCCAAAGGUACAUUUCAUCUCUUUUUCACUGGAUAUUUCUAGGAUGGGAUUGCAUUCUUGUUUGGCUUUAUUGAAAUUGAAUUCAUGCUUGCUAACUGGGAGCUUUGGGGUUCAUGAUUUAAAUUUGUUGGUAUCUUUUUCCAUUUUUAAAGAUAGCCUACUCAAUCAUGAAUAGCAAACUUGAUGUUGGAAUAUAGUUUGAGAAAAACAAAAUCAGGGCCACAGAUCACUGUAAAUCAAAAUUAGCAGCAUAGAGAGAGGCAUUGUUUGUAUUAAAUACAUUAAUGUUAAUUAAUAUAGGUGCACUUAGUUUCUUGAAUUUCAUCAAAUUAAACUCCAUAACAGAAAGGGCUAUAUUUAAGCCAUAUAAAUAAUUUCCAAUCUAGCCUGGAAUAGUAAUGUUAGGAUACUAUUCGUAUCAGUAAAUAAAUGUAACAUUUUCUUAAAUGAAGUUACUCAUCUUUCCCUUUCUUUUACCUGAUGAACGUGAUUUUAUCUAAACUGGAUUCAAAUUCAAAAUUGAAAACCUGUCUUCUCUUAAUGUGUGUCUCUUAAGAUUACCUCUGCUCACUAUAGGUUUGUGAAUACUUUCUACCGCAGGCAAUAGUUUGUCCUUCUUUAUGCUUUGAAACAAGAUAUCAAUCAUUGUAUAAAUAUAUUGGAACAUUUUCUCUAGCAUGCAGAUGUCCUAUGUGUCAGCUGUUAAAAUAUAAGAAGCUCAGUGCAAGCUUAAUUUCUUUCUAAAUCUGGGUUAUCAUUACCUGGUACAAGUUUUAUAAGAAUGCCAUGUUUAAAAAAAAAAUUGCCUUAUUUUUUUUCAAGCAAAGCUAUUCAGCCUAUUUUCCUUAUUUAAUCUUUUAUAAUGUUUAUUUAGGUUUUUCCAUUGGAAGAAGUCUCUGAUAUUUUAGAAACCUUUACUGCAUCAGACAUUGAUUCAGAAAACACUAAAGAGCCCAAGUCGGAAGCUUUGGAGCAGCCUGUCAGUACCAAGGCUAAGCAUCCAUCACCCCUUGAAAUAGGGAUGUAUGUUUUGGUAGCAGUGUUUGUGUUUGCCAUUCUGGUGUUCACAGCCAACUGUGCUGUGUUCAUGGUCAGGUACCAGCGAAAGCGCUCCCCCAAGAGCUCUCGGGUUAUGACCGGAUCCAUCUCACAGGCGCCCGACUGGGUCUGGAUUGGUCGAGCAACACUGGAAAGACAUGGAGCUGGAAGUGCUGGAUGUAAUCAUGCACUGAUGGCAGAGGAAGAUUUUAAUGGUAAUCAGAUGGUUGUGCCCAAUGCCUUACCCUCUGACCGUCAGCGUCAGCCACGCAGGCCCAACAGCAGUGAACUGAAUGUAAGCAACAGUACUAGUGGUGUCACAGGAAGUGGGUCUUCAGUUUCAGAAAGCAACCGCAAUAGCAUGGUUUCAACCUACAAAGGUUCUGAGUGCAGUAUUAGAAUCACAUCUAACCCACUUCCUGACAAUGACUGUGGCAUGGGCUACAACGAAGCUGAGUGGGAUUACGAAGCUAUGGGCAUGACUUAUGAGCAGCUCAUGGAGUAUUUUGACAAUCUCAAGGAGUCUUCAGCUUAGUGAGGCAGUGCUUGAAGAACCUUGAACUAAUAUAUACUCCAUUUAUAUGUCUUGCGUCCAGUUUAAUGUCAGGUCUGUCCUACAUACACCAUUUUCUGUUUUAGCAAAAAUUAUUACUUGAGCUGAAUAAACCACAACAAUCGAGAGGUCUAGAGAUGUUUGCUCUUCACAAUUUUUAAGUUAAACAAAAUUUGUAUACUAAUUAUAAAAUUCAUAAAAAGAUUGUUUAAAAUUAAACUUCCUUAUUUUUUGUCUUGUUACUGCUGGCAUUUUACAUUAAAAAAAUUGGCUUCUGAUUGUUUUUUAUCAACCUAAAUGUUUUGGUAAUUGGAAAGUGAAAUUGAUAAAAUCAAUGAUUAGACCUUUUUGUAGUUUAAAAGUGUUUUUUAAAAUGAGCAUCUCUAAACUUUCUGUACAUAUUUUUAACUCCUUAAGUCCUUUCUCCCUAUACCUCAACAAGUAUGUGCAAAAAUGUAUUUGACAAUUUUGUUAGUAUUGUUGAAUUAUUGAACUGUAUGGUAAUGCCAUAUAUUAGUGAAUACAUCUCUCUACUUGUGUAUCUACUCAUAAAAGUGCACUAAGCAUAUACUCUGCCAAAAUAUACCCUAAUAUAUUAUCUGGCACAUGCUGAUGGUUUAUUUGAAUUUUCUAUUUUUUAAUCUUUGUGAUUUUUUAGUAUUUUAGUAAGGAGCUUUACUUUUGUUUAUAUUGUAAUUUCAGAGCUAAGCAUCAAAUUAAUUCUUUGCAUUUAAUUUUUUUUUUUUUAAUUUAUUUUUUGGAACUUUUAACAGCUCUGUGCAUAAUUAAGUGUAAGAUGGAAUUAAAUCGGGUCCUACUUUGACAUUUUAUUAUUAUUAUAUGUGUUCUUGCUGGUGUAAAUAUUUUAUUAUUAUUUGGCCCAACAUGUAUGUAAAAUAAUGGCUUUUUUUGGUGAUAUCUAAGUCAAUAUAUUUUAAGUAAAUUUUACAUUUUUGUGUGCUGGUAUAUACAUAUUAUAUAUAUUAAGUUUAUGUGCUUCUCAUAUUUGAACUGUUCACAAACUUUAAUCCCUCUACUAGGAUAUUUAUAAUUAGGCCCUGAGACCUAAUAAUCUUCAGACAAAUGUACAUACAUCACAGAUAAAAUACAAAACUUAAGGAAAUGAAGAGUGCUAAAAUAACAACAAAAAAAACAACUAAAUAACAUACUGACUUAUAUUGGAAUAAAUUUAGAAAAAGUUUCAAAGUUCAAUGCUUUGCUUAGUAUUUAGAUGUUUAAUUGAAUUUAAAAUGAACUCUUAAAGAUAUUUGUGGUUUGUAUUAAGUUCAAUAAAAGUGAUUCAGGUGGAAUUGAAAUAUUUCUCCCAUUUUAUAAAAUGACUACAAGUUUAACAUUAUAUAUUAAUAUGAUGUUUCUAUCUGACUAGAGAAUGAAAUAAACAUUUAAAGUUACAGGUAGUGUUUUUAUAGGUAUAGAAUGAUCUUCUGUAAUAUGAAGUCAAUUCGUCUGUAAAUUAAAUAUAGAGAGAAAGGUUGUGAAAACACGCUUCUAAAUAAUGCUAUAAGUUAUUAUCAGUUGUGAAAACUUUUAUUGAUCUUGUUGAUGUAAUAUAUGUUUUAUAUUUAUAUUUAGGCUUGUCUAUAGGAAUGGAAUAUGACAUUUAAAAUUAUGAUUUGAAUAGGGGUUGAUAAUUUAAUUAUUAAAUAAGAUAAUUUUGUUAACUUUUUUUUAUUGAGAACACUAAUUGAAAUGUUGAAAAUUCUGGCUUUUUUACUUUAGAGCAGACAACAUGUGAUCAUUAAGACCUUCAGCACAAUACAUUAUAAUUUCUAUUGCUUCUUGGGGAAACCUAAGGCAGAAACUAUCAAAUUUUUUUUAGAAUUGUUUUCACAAUGAUCAGAACUCCCAUCUGUUUAAAUGCAACUUUUUCACUAUCCGGUAGCUGAUUGUGACCGAAAACUUUAAGAUCACACAUUAAAAUAUAUCAUUUGAAUACUGAUAUUUUUUUUUUUUACAUAGAAAAUGAUUUUUUUUAUUGGGGAGCCAAGUAUUUAAACUUUGCAUAGCCUGUUAUUUACAGGGUCAAGGACCCAAUGAAUUUGUUAAAAAAGUAGGAAUUCUAUUAAGGCACUUAAAAUUUCUUGGAUGCUUGGAUAUUCAUGGUAAAAUAUAAUGAGGAUGGUAAGUUUCAAUGUACUGAGUUUUUGCUCUGUCUUAAUGUUGCUUUCAUUGGCGCCAAAAAAAGGUAUGUUUUAGGAGUAAAUUAUCCAACUUCUUCAUUUGAUAGUUGUUUAAGGAGUGACUAGCUUGUGAAUUAAUGUACAUCCUUUACAUGAGGUACUAAUCGACAAUAAGAAAAGAUUUAUUUAUGUUAUUAAAUUUUUGUUUUGUUUAUUAAACUCAAAAUGCAAUGAAUCUAUUAUCAAUAUCAUGUUUGAAACGGAAAUUAUGGACUUAUAUAAGUGAUGAUAAGUCUGUCCACAUUUUACAGAAAUUGAAGGAAGGAGAUUGGGAUUGAGCGAUGAUCACUUUCAUUGAAAUAUGAAAGUUAAGCUGCACUUGUAAAAAGUAUUCGUAUUUAUCUGUACUUUCAGUGAGAAGCUCGCUUAUGGUGUAAAAAAUAUAAAAGUUCCAAGGAAAAGAUUGUUUUUUUUAGAGUUAAGUUUUGCUCAUCUGUCACAACGAUACGUUAACUAUUAUUGAUGCCGUUAAAUAAAUUUUAUAUAUUGCCUGGAUUUUUUUUUUGUUAGUAUCUAGAUCCAAAUUACAUUGUAUGGGAAGCUAGAAGAUUGAUUUCACUGUAAGUUAAACUUACCAAUAAAUUUGUCUUCAAGUCCAACAAUAAAAAACUUAAAUAAGGCUUAAAGAAAACAUCACUAAUCAUUGAGUUCAAACAUAGAAAUUUGUUAAAAUUAAGUUCUUUAAAUAUGUUUUUAAAUAAGAGAAUGUAAGUAGAAAAUGAGUGACAUAAAUUGAAAAUAACAUAACUGCAGCUGUCAAGGAUGAAAUUUUUAUAACUUCACAAGUUUAACAAAAAAAAAUAUGGUAAGCCUCUCUUCUUUUUGACUAAGGAGCAGAAUGUGAUUUGAUCAUUAACUUAUUUCUUUCAAAGGUUGAGUAUCUGAAUCCUUCUCUCUUGUAUUCUUUUUCCUUUGUUGCACAGGAAAAUGUUUUUAUAAGUAGAAUGAUAUUAAAUUUAUGUCAUUAUUUAGUGUUGUUAUUGUUAGUGUUACAAAACUGUAUGUACAUAUUCAUAUAUGUACAUACCCAUAUAUUAUGAACACAGACUAUUUAAUUUUAUCACAGUCCAUAUUAUGACAUGACAUUUGGUCAUAUUCAGAUACCCAUUGAACUGAUCACAGUGUUUAUUAUGUGUUUCCACGAUCAUUGUUUAAUGGCAUUGUCCCAUCACAAUAGUUUUUUUUCUUGUUGUAUUUUAACAUUAUUUCUUAAUAUUUUCAUUAGCUUAUUGUUGCUUUGAUAUUCUAGUUUUACAAAACCUAGGAAUGACAUAUAAAUGCAAUUAAAAUAGAAAAUGCAUUUUAAAAUGCUAUAGUUAAACUAUUUAUCUCUAGGUUGUUUCUGGCGUUUCUAUACAUCCAUCUAUUUUUUAAGAAUCAAAAUGUGUUGAAUUAUCAAAAUUAUGGGCUUUAAAAUAGACAAUGUAUCUAUUACAUGAAAAUCUAAUUGUGACAUACUGUAGAUUUUCUUUUUUUGUUGGGAGGUUGUUUCUUUCUUCUACAGAAUGUUUACAAGUCUAAAUGACAAGAUUUAAUUGUUGAGAUGUAUAAAAAUAUAUUUAUGAGGUAGUAUUUUUUUCUUCAAAAAAAUAAAGUACACAAAUUGUGAGACCAUAACUUUCAUGUUUGAAAUGAUGAAGACAUCAAAAAAUAUCUCAAAAAUUUUGUUCAACCAGUUUUUUUAAAUUAAUACAUUUGUAAUAUAUAUUUAUUUUUUAAAUUGUUGUGUUUUCACUUUAAGUUUAAGGCAAUAUUAAGUACUUAUCAGGGAGAAAUUAGAAGUCUUUUUAUGUUGGCUAUUUCUCCCUGAUAUAUUAUUAUUUAGAAGUCUUUUUAUGUUGGCUAAUAAUAAUAUAAAAAUUAUAAUGAUUAUUUGACAAUUUUUAAGACUGCAAAAGUCAAUAGAUUAAGAAGGGGAAAAAAAAUAUUCACAUAUUUUUAAGAUUCACAUAUUUUUAAGAAAUCAUCUGAGUACUAUAAGCAAUGACAGAAUUGUUUUGUUAACAAUUGCAGUUUCAUUGGGGUUAACAUUCAAAGUGUUCACUUACAAUUUAAAUCUGUUCAUUUUUCUAGGUUUUAUUGUAAGCAUUAUACAUGUAAUCAGGUUAUUGCUGUGUUAAAGAGACACGAGUGACCAUAACCUCAGCAAAUUCCCACUAUGUUAUAACUGUUAAAUCUAUUCUAUGUCCGGCAAAGCCGCUUUAAAUUUUUAUUUUUUUACAAUGAAUUCCUUUCAGGAUUCUCGUUGAAAAAAGAAUCUCCACUUUGUUACACAGAAAUUCUGUUUUCAUUAAAAAUGACAUAUCUUUUGGAUUUUAACAAUAAUAAUUUUUUUUUAAAUUUGCAAUAAAUACAAUUAUAUUACAGUACCGGUAGGUGCAAAAUCCAUGACUAUGAUUCAAUGAAGAAAUAUGAGUUCCCUCUUUUAACUGGUGUUAUUUUAUUGUGUUCUUGUAACAUAGCAUUAUGAUUUUGAUUUAUUUAAAUUAAUUUUUUUACUUCAAUAACUCAUACUGUUCAUCCACUAACAUUUAAUCUUCUAAAAAAAAAAACAUAAUGACGUUGAUAUUUGUGUGCAGUGUAGGGAUCAAUUUUGCUUAUCUUCUUCUAGCAUAUUUAAUAUUUGAAUCUCCAGUUAUCUGACAAUGAAGUUUAAAUGCAAAAAUGCAAUUUUGAGAAUACGAUCUUUUAAUUACAACUGACUUCUUGUUAAAAUUGCUUGUAGGAGAAUUCAUUAAUUUGCAAAUAUGCUUAUUUUAUUUAAACCAAUUAAUUCAUGAAUUGAGAAUAAAUGAAAAGUACAUACCGGUAUACAUAGUUUUUUCAAAAUAUAAAUACAUUACUAGAGUUAACAGUUGCUUUUCAAAGAGGAAAGUUAAAAAUUGAUUUUUAAUAUUUAUUUUCUCCCAUCUAUUUACCUUGUAUUAUUGCUC